AGACGAAAGAAGUAUAGGAAAACAAGAACACAAUGGGAAAUUGGAUUGUUAACCACUGGGUCUCUGCUGUGGUACUGGCCACCUGGUUGGGACUGAACAUCUUCCUAUUUGUAUAUUACUACAUGGUCUUUGAGAAGGGAGAACAAUAUGCAUAUACAAGAGUGCUAUUGGGGUCCGCUCUGGCUUGGGCCCGUGGUUCAGCUGCUUGCCUCAACUUCAACUGUCUUCUCAUCCUGUUACCUGUGUGUCGGAAUCUUUUGUCAUUUUUGCGAGGCACCUGCUCGUGCUGUCAGCGCUCAAUCAGGAAACAACUUGAUAAUAAUUUAGCAUUUCACAAACUCCUUGGAUAUACUAUUGCUCUGAUGACAGCUGUUCAUACCAUUGCACACUUACUUAACGUGGAGUGGUUCUACGAUGGGAUACUGAGUCCGGAUACCACUCUAAAAGGAAAGUUAUCAAUCAUUGGGGAAAAUGAAGGAUGGGUGAACCCUAUGAGAUCCAAGGAACAGACACCAUCCUAUAUUGUAUUCACAACCAUUGCUGGUAUAACGGGCGUAGUUAUCACUCUGGCGCUGAUAGUUAUGAUUACCUCCUCCACGGAGUUCAUCCGUAGAAGCUUCUUCGAGGUUUUCUGGUACACACACCACCUCUUUGUCGUCUUUUUUGUGGGUCUUCUGAUUCAUGGAGUUGGACGUCUUGUACGAGGACAGACACCUGACAGUAUGAAACAAAAUGUUUAUUCAUCCUGUAAAGACAAGUUCAUGGAAUGGAAACAGGUUACCCCAAACAGCAAUGAGGAAGAUGAUAAUCAAUGCCUCGUACCCGUUUUCCAAGGCAAUGAUCCUAUGACUUGGAAGUGGAUUUUAGCACCAAUAAUUCUAUAUGUUUUUGAACGUAUUCUGAGGUUUUAUCGAUCUCAACAGAGAGUUGUUGUGACAAAGGCUGUCAGUCAUCCAUCUAAGGUUCUUGAGAUUCAGAUGAAAAAACAAGGAUUUAGUAUGGAAGUGGGGCAAUACAUCUUUAUCAACUGCCCAACAAUUUCUACAUUGGAAUGGCAUCCAUUCACUCUAACCUCGGCCCCGGAAGAAGACUUCUUCUCUGUGCACAUCCGCUCUGCAGGGGACUGGACUGAGAAACUGAUUCAGGACUUUCAGGAGAAAGCAGAUAACACACCACGACUGGAGGUUGACGGUCCAUUUGGGACAGCUAGUGAGGAUGUUUUCAAGUACGAGGUCAGCAUGCUGGUUGGUGCUGGGAUCGGGGUCACUCCCUUUGCAUCCAUCUUGAAAUCCAUUUGGUACAAGCUUCAAAAAGAGGAUCAACGGCUAAAAACCCAAAAGAUCUAUUUCUACUGGAUCUGUCGAGAUACUGGAGCAUUUGCCUGGUUUGCUGAUCUUCUUCGCUCUCUUGAGCAAGAAAUGAUCUCCUCUGGAAAAGAUGGAUUCCUUAAUUACAGACUCUUUCUCACCAAUUGGGACAGCAGCAUUGCUGGACAUGCCAUCGUUCAUUUUGAUGAAGCAACUGAUGCAGUUACAGGACUGAGACAGAAAACGAGUUACGGACGACCACUUUGGGAAAAUGAGUUUUCCAUGGUGUCAGAAGCCCACCCAAGAUCUACAGUGGGUGUAUUUCUUUGUGGACCAAGUGCACUUGCAAAGAAUCUACAGCAAUGUUGCCACCAGUUUUCUAGCAUGGAUCCAAGGAAAGUACAAUUCUACUUCAAUAAGGAGAACUUCUGAGUAUUCCUGUUUACAGGCAAGUGCAAGGCAAAAAUCUGGAGAAAAAAAAACGCCAAUAAUUUGGAUGGAAUACUGAGUGAAACAGAGUGAAAAUAUUAUUUAUGAUGACAUUGGAAUGUCUUCCAAGCUGCAUGUAAAAGGACAUCAAAGACGUACACUAUUCCAAUUUUUACAUUAAAACAACCUGACUCCUGUCACUGCCAGUUUAUGAAGGGAAAACAACACUUAACCCCUUAAGGACACGGCUUCAGAAGUAAAAUGCCAACAUGACGCGAAAGUUCCAUCAUGUGUCCUUAAAGGGACAACCCAGACCCCUAAAGCACUUUAGCUUGCUGAAAAUCUUUAUAUUUGAAGAGAUUGUCCUCUUUUUUUUUCAUUUUGGAAGUAGUGCAGAUUUCAAUAGAAAUUGACACUUUUAUGAAUUUCACUGGUUACACCCCCUGGCUUUUCAAGCAGACAACAGAUCAACAGGCCCAGAGCACCUGCCUUGCAAACAUUUCUUAUCGAGCUGCAUUGGGAAGUCUGUGAUUAGACAGAAACAGAAAGUCUGGGCAAGGUUAGAAGAGGGAUGCAAAGACAAAUUAAAUGCAUGCAAGUUUUCAUUUGCGGUAUAUCUACUAAACAGUGAUUUUUAUUUAUAUUGUAUUUGGGCAGUGGAGUGUCCCUUUAAGGGCUUAAAGGCAGUGAGUUAAAUUUAGUAGAGGACAUUUUUUGUUACUUUGUGUUUUGAAAUUCCUUCUACGUUUGACAUUUCAUUUGUUCCUCUGCAUUAGAAAAUCCGUCAUGUUAUGUUCUUAGACCUUCUAAAAAAUGUUUCAUGAAACAGCGCUGGGGCCGUUAAAACAGAACAUAGUAGAAUGAUGUGCCUGUUAUAAGCCACCAAUGUUGACAACUGCAACAUUUACAUUAUACAUCUUACAUAGUGAUAUAUGUUGAAAAAACAUUAAACUCUGUCAAGA
Molecule: messenger RNA, 2698 nt
Organism: Pelobates fuscus (common spadefoot toad)
Lineage: Eukaryota; Metazoa; Chordata; Amphibia; Anura; Pelobatidae
Gene: NOX1
Product: NADPH oxidase 1
Exons: 13
Coding region: 33-1739 (568 amino acids)
Biological process (GO): defense response; superoxide anion generation
Cellular component (GO): NADPH oxidase complex; plasma membrane
Molecular function (GO): superoxide-generating NAD(P)H oxidase activity
Source: RefSeq, a predicted model, not a curated record